AUGGGUCCAGAUAAAAGCCUGCUCCGUGGGUACUGUCAGGAGGCCUACGAUGGCCGGGAUUAUAUCUCCCUGAACGAGGACCUGCGCUCCUGGACCUCAACUGAUGCGGCCUCUCAGAUCUCUAAGCGCAAGUUAGAGAACAUGAACGAGGCCGAUCACCAGAGAGCAUACCUGCAGGGCCCCUGCAUAGACAGCCUCAAAAGAUACCUGCAGCUGGGGAACGCGACCCUGCUGUGCUCAGACCCCCCAAAGGCACAUGUGACCCAUCAUCCUGGACCUAAAGGUGAUGUCACCCUGAGGUGCUGGGCCUUGGGCUUCUACCCGGCUGACAUCACCUUGAUCUGGCAGAGGGAUGAGGAGGAGCAGACGCAGGACUUGGAGCUGGUAGAGACCAGACCUUCUGGGGAUGGAACCUUCCAGAAGUGGGCAUCUCUGGUGGUGCCUUCUGGGGAGGAGCACAAAUACACAUGCCAUGUGUACCAUGAGGGGCUGCCUGAGCCCCUCACCCUGAGAUGGGAGCCUCCUGAGUCCACGGUCCCCAUCAUGGCAGUCAUUGCUGUUGUGGUUCUCCUUGGAGCUGUGAUCAUCAUUGUAGCUGUGGUGGCUGUUGUGAAGAAGAGGAUGAGAAGCAAAGGUGGAAAAGGAGGGGUCUAUGCUCAUGUUUUAGGCAGCAACAGUGCCCAGAGCUCUGUCUUGUCUCUGGAGGCUUUAAAAGGUGACACCCUGGGAGCCCGAGGCUGGGGUGAGGCAAGGAGGAGAGGACUGGGUCCCAGGGAUUCUCAGGAUUCAGACAUUUGAAUGAGUCACAGCAGGCCUUUGAGAAGACAUUAUAUUCACUCUUCAUGACUCUUAGUCCUUAGCUCUAGACUGCUGCCUCAUGGGGGACAUGAUCUGACUCAAGAAACAACAAAUGGGGCUGGAGAGAUGGCUCAGAGGUUAAGAGCACUGACUGUUCAUCCAGAGGUCCUGAGUUCAAUUCCCAGCAACCACAUGGUGGCUCACAACCAUCUGUACUGAGAUCUGAUGCCCUCUUCUGGCCUGUGGGCAAACAUGCAAGGAAACACUAUGUACAUAAUAAAUAAAUAAAAUUUUAAAAAAAAAAGAAAGAAAGAAAAAGAAACAACAAAUGUCUGAAGCUGUCUGCUUUCUCCUGUGGGAACAAUGUGAAGAACCAGGGUGCCCACCUCACCCCUGCACACCUGGAUACCGUCCAAGUACUGCCCUGUGCUCCCUUCCCAGCCAACUUUCUUGUCCAGCCAGGCAGGAGGUCACAUCUCCAUCCUGUCACUCCAUGCUGCCCCGAGCUGCAGCCCGUGACCUCCCCACUGAAAAUAAGAAUGUGAUUGUGAACUUGGUUCUUCAUGUGUCCUUGACAUGGGAGAUUAGCAGGUCAACCUAAAGGAGAGAAUUCUGAGAGUGUGAUGGAGAAAAUAAAUGG
Alexandromys fortis (reed vole) is the source of this 1438-nucleotide messenger RNA. Its product is annotated as H-2 class I histocompatibility antigen, alpha chain-like. Gene Ontology annotation, molecular function: signaling receptor binding; peptide antigen binding. Lineage: Eukaryota; Metazoa; Chordata; Mammalia; Rodentia; Cricetidae. Gene Ontology annotation, biological process: antigen processing and presentation of endogenous peptide antigen via MHC class I via ER pathway, TAP-independent; antigen processing and presentation of endogenous peptide antigen via MHC class Ib; positive regulation of T cell mediated cytotoxicity. The record is from RefSeq and is a predicted model, not a curated record. The transcript has 5 exons. Gene Ontology annotation, cellular component: external side of plasma membrane. The coding region runs from base 1 to 798 and encodes 265 amino acids.